AUGAUAGCACUAGUAACUAACCGUCGUUCAGUGUCAUUGACAGGGCUGGCUAACACACAAUACCAACCAACUUGGGAGUCCCUGGACACGAGGCCGCUACCCACUUGGUACGACGGGGCCAAGAUUGGUAUCUUCAUCCAUUGGGGCGUAUUUUCUGUGCCUUCCUUUGGUUCCGAGUGGUUCUGGGAGAACUGGCAAGGUUCACAGUCUCAGAGUUACGUGGAAUUCAUGCAGAAGAAUUAUCGGCCAAAUUUCACUUACCCGGACUUCGCACCGAUGUUCACGGCUGAGUUCUACAAUCCUGAGGAGUGGGCAAGUAUUUUCGAGGCAUCAGGGGCCCGCUACGUGGUACUGACCAGCAAGCACCAUGAAGGCUUCACCAACUGGCCAUCUCGUUACUCCUGGAACUGGAACAGCAUGGACGUCGGACCCAAAAGAGACCUCUUGGGUGAUCUAGCAGAGGCCAUCAGGUCUACUACCGAUAUCCACUUCGGUAUCUACCACUCAUUGUUCGAGUGGUUCCACCCGCUCUACCUCGACGACAAGGCCAAUAACUAUCAUACUAACAACUUCGUUACAUCCAAGACCAUGCCAGAGCUCUACGAGCUGGUAAACAACUACCAUCCAGAAGUGGUGUGGUCGGAUGGUGACUGGGAGGCACCAGACUGGUACUGGAACUCUACAAUCUUCCUGGCUUGGCUCUUCAACGACUCACCAGUCAAGGACACCGUCCUUACUAACGACAGGUGGGGCGCUGGAACCAGCUGCCUCCACGGGUCUUUUUACUCGUGCAGUGACCGCUACAACCCAG
Molecule: messenger RNA, 811 nt
Organism: Cherax quadricarinatus
Lineage: Eukaryota; Metazoa; Arthropoda; Malacostraca; Decapoda; Parastacidae
Source: RefSeq, a predicted model, not a curated record